UGUUCACAAUGUGGUAAAGAAUUCUUCCUCUUUUCAGCUCUUCAGUCCCAUAUUCGGCGUCAUGGAAAAGCCGAGAACAAGUGUCAUGAAUGUGGAAAGAUUUUCUCUAGAUCAUGGUUGUUAAAGGGUCACCUUCGUACUCAUACAGGGGAGAGACCCUUUAAUUGUCCAGAUGAGGAGUGCGACAAGGCCUUCGCAGACAAAUCAAACUUGCGAUCGCACAUGUUGAUUCAUUCCAAUAAACAUAAAACUCACGUGUGUACGAAAUGCGGCCGGGGUUUCGCACAAAAACGAUAUCUUCACAAACAUAUGUUGGAGGUGUGC
This is a messenger RNA of Lottia gigantea (owl limpet), 324 nucleotides long. RefSeq lists its product as hypothetical. Gene Ontology annotation, biological process: regulation of transcription by RNA polymerase II. NCBI's taxonomy places the organism in Eukaryota, Metazoa, Mollusca, Gastropoda, Lottiidae. The annotation marks the transcript as partial. The transcript has a single exon. The record is from RefSeq and is a predicted model, not a curated record. Gene Ontology annotation, molecular function: RNA polymerase II cis-regulatory region sequence-specific DNA binding; DNA-binding transcription factor activity.